GCCAAGGCCAGUUUCGUUCCAGGUUCCAUCGGUGUCGGUCGAUCGAAAAUUUCCUCCCAGUUGAGUUUCGCGAUCUCGAAAAAAAAAGUUUUAAAAUUUUUCACACGGUCCGCGUCCGCUCGCACACAUUUCGGACUCGGAUGCGCUGCCUGCCUGCCGUGCCGGGAAGUGGUGGUGAUCCAUAAUGAGCAAUAACUGCUAUUAUCAAAUCAUAAUUGUGGCCGCGGCCGUCGGAAGCAUCUGCCUCGGUCUGUGGGUGACACCAGCGGAAGCCGUUCGAUACGUGCCCAAGUGGAAGAAACAGGCCUGCGAGAUCCCCAACUCCCAGAAUGAGUACUCGCACUACGUGUGCGACGACAACGGCGAUGUCAAGUGCCUCCCUGGCUGGACCGGUGAUCUGUGCGACGUUCCGAUUUGCAAGAAGGGCUGCGAUCCAAUGAAUGGCUACUGCAAGCGACCGAACGAGUGCCGCUGUAAGCUCGGUUUCUACGGCGAUAGCUGCAACCGGUGCAUUCCACUGCCCGGGUGUCAGCACGGUAGCUGCAAGGUGUCGUUCGAGUGCGUCUGCCACAAGGGGUGGGACGGAAUCUUCUGCUCGGAACCUAUCUGCCGAGAGGAUUGCCACCCAUCACGUGGAUACUGCGAGGCGCCCGGGGAAUGUCGUUGCCGACUUGGAUGGGCUGGAUCCACGUGCCGUGAUUGUCAAGUGCUGCCAGGUUGUAUGCACGGAACGUGCACCAAACCUUUAGAAUGCAAGUGUCUUCCUGGAUGGACUGGAAUCCUGUGUCAAACGCCCAUCUGCGCCAAGAACUGCAGCCGCGAGCACGGCUACUGUAGACGUCCCGGAGAGUGCCGUUGCCGAGUGGGAUGGAUGGGUGAGGACUGCGGCAAAUGUCAUCCGUACCCGGGAUGUAAGAACGGCGACUGCCGUAGACCUUGGGAGUGUAACUGCAAACCCGGCUGGGGAGGAAUGCUGUGCGACGAGGAGUUGAACUACUGCGAGAAGAAUCCAAACACGUGUCAAAAUGGCGGCAAGUGCACCUCGUUGAUCAAGGACGACGGAAGCUUCAAGUGCGAGUGUCCGUCCGGUUAUAAGGGUCAGAACUGUGAGAUUCUACCGCCGUCGAUGACGACUACUUCGUCGUCAACAACGACGACGGUGGCAACGGUUAGCACUUCGCCAACGCCCAUCGACGAACAUGAACAGAUGACAAGCCUGAGACUACAGUUGGGGAAUGUUACGACACAGUAUCCAGGCGCAGACUACCUGAACGAAGAAUACAGUGCCGAAGACGUCGACAACGAAGCUUAAAACGUGGGAUGUCAUAAUUUUCAAGCGAGCAUUUAUUUAUUCAUAUUUAUUUAACUUAUUUAUUUUGACAAAAUAAACUAUUUAUAAACAAAAA
Aedes albopictus (Asian tiger mosquito) is the source of this 1406-nucleotide messenger RNA. Its product is annotated as delta-like protein 1. Gene Ontology annotation, molecular function: calcium ion binding. Gene Ontology annotation, cellular component: membrane. Lineage: Eukaryota; Metazoa; Arthropoda; Insecta; Diptera; Culicidae. Gene Ontology annotation, biological process: cell communication. The record is from RefSeq and is a predicted model, not a curated record. The coding region runs from base 185 to 1312 and encodes 375 amino acids. The transcript is spliced from 4 exons.